UAGUUAGCUAAACAUAAGUCGCACCUAGGCUCCAGGCCCACGCUGCCGGAACUUAUCGUUAAGCGACUAGCACUAUCCCUAAUCCCCUAGAUGGAUGCAAGCCGUCUAUCGUACGUUUAAUACCCCACAACAUUUCGUCAAGUUUCUUCAGCAAAUUGCCGCCAGCUCUUUGUACCCCUUGGUGGAGAGAGGCGCUGUGAGGGUAAAGUGUCUUGCCUAAGAACACAACACAAUGACCCGAGCCCGGGCUUGAUUUUGAACCACUUGAUCCGGAGUACAACACCAUAGGAUUUUUUCACUGACCACUUCAGUCCCAAACUCGAAUCAUCAGGUUUCCUUGAUACUUUCAAUUGUGGUUAUAAACCUGGACCAUGUUCAAAACCCAGACAGUUUAAGUUUUCUAACUUUUCAUUGAAUUUUUCGUUCUGUCUCUCUAAUUUUUCUCAUGGGAACAGAGUAAGUGUUUAUGGACAACACCCUACAUGGGGUGACAAAGUCUUUGUUUGACCGCUAAUUAGCCGACCUAGCAUGUGUGUACACAGCGAGGUGCUUUGGUAAACAUUAUGUGCGGGUUAUUGCGCCGUGCUCCUUUUGAAGUUCACUUUUUUGGUGUGUCAUGAUUUUGGUUCUUAAGCCUCCGUUAAAUUCAGCCCGAAUGUAACCGAAACGGAGAGAACGGUGUUUAUCCUUGGGAGCAAGGGGGGAAGGGGGGGAGGGGAGGGGAUGUGUGGAUACGGGUACACCUAUAUAAUACACGAUAUUAACUUUGGUCAAUUUGUACGACUCUGAGGUAACCUUAUUCAAGCCAGAGUUAGGGUGGGGGGAAGGGGGGUUUAGCUUUGGAAUAAGGCAGAAAUCCAUGGUCUUUUCCCUAAUCGAGAAAGCCUUGCCUAAUUAUAAAUUGUGUACUUAAGUACGUUUCAACAUGUUUUAAACACCUACCCUGCCACAUUUAAUAAAACGCCAGAGUAUUCUAGUCGGUUGUUUCAAGUACUCAUUAACGACAGCAAAGGCGUCACUGAUAUUAAUUCAGUAGUGUGACUGGAACAAUAUCUGGUGUUUUGUUAAUGCUAAAUGAGACCUCACAGGACACAGCCUAGUGGGUUCUAUUUGUCACGCAUCCCUUGUUAGUCAAAAAGAUUCGGGUUUAGAGGGCCAAAAUACAAAACUUAGUCCAAAUAGCAUUGUCGUUGGCUAGUCAAAUCGUGACAGUUUCAGCUACCGUGAUGUUGUCCCUCAAGCCGACAGUGACGUACAAGGAAAAAAGCUUCGAAAACUGUAGUACAAUAUCAACCACACGGGCGCGCACUCUCGAUCUCCAGUCCGACUAGUGACGUCAUGAAGUCUCUUCCUUGUAUUUCCUGGCUUCAUAUUUCCUUUGCCUGAAUAUUCCAACCGCAAGGCUGCCUCUUUGUCUAAUCCAAGUCGGUAUCGUUUUACCUUUUUUCCUUUCCACACCUUUACUCAUGCCCACACAUUUAUCAAAAUUUCCUACCAUCAUUGCCUUUUGAAAGCGAUUUUUUUUAAUUUGGCCUCAUUUUCUCUUGGUUGAAAAUGAAGGUCGAAAUCCGUGAGGUUUCGAGCCGUAGAAAUUUUCACUUUUGUCCGCUGUUUUCGUUUUUUAGAAUAUAGCAUUUGAAUCUCAUUUCGUAUGAUCAGAGUGAUGUCAUAUACUUAGAUAUCAUCAUAACAAAAAAAGAAACUUGUAAUGAUGUAAUUGUCAACAAAUGGGAAAGAAGAUGAGAUUCGCCUGGCCCUAACAUGACAGUGUAACUCUUGGCGUGAUUUCAAUCUGAUAGUCACGAGGCACCAGUGGCAGACGAUGGCGCUAUAAGGACUCUAUAAGAUGGCUCCAGACAGCUCCAGAGCGAAAAUCCCCAAACUGAAAAGGAAGGCAUAAGUCGAAGAAUCGAUCACUUCUGAUGACAGAUUAAUCCCAUUUAUCAGUUAACACACUGAAAAGUCUUAUUUACCCUCUUGAAAAAUAAAAGAAGUAACGCCGUAAUACAAUUAACCCGUCAUUUGACAUGUCAAGGAAAAUAAAGAACUGUACACUGUGUUAAAGAACUGUACACUGUGUGACCAAAUCACACGAUUCUGCAAUACAACCGUCAUUUCCGCUUGUUCCAUUUCCGGUCUACGAAAAGGAAUACCCGCUGUUUCCGGUUGCUGGGUCGCGAAUGAUCGUGUCUUUUUUGAAUGCUACAAGAUAGAACGGUUCCUGUUGUAAGACGUCCAAGGCCAAACGAUCUCUCGGACAACAAAAUCAGCACUCAUCUAUGCAUCAUUAAUAAGUCUUGUUUUGACGUGAAUACCUGACAUUUUUAUAAACGGCAGUGGUCUCUUAGCGCUGACGAACAGAAGUAGAAACUGGACUGGCUUUCCUCUGGAAACAGAUAAGUUCUAAUUUCGUCUGAGAUCGACUUUUGUUUUCGACGAAACAAUAGAAUCGAUUGAUGUUUUUGUCGUCGGCUAUUCUUUGGAACGAACGACUCUAACGCUAUUCAAAUUAGGAUAUUAUUCCAAACCUUUUAUCGCCACAAAACAACUGAAUAAAUUGUAGCUAAUUGUGUUGAGUCAAUAUACGCCAAGCUAUCGCACGACUAUAAAUAGAUUGGUUGUGCUUUUGGAGUGUUUAUUAGCUGGAAUUUUUGUCCUGAUAUUUCCUGUUGGCAAUUUUCUCGAGAGAAUUAACAGGGUUUGCGGUGCAUGAAAUUGAGCAGAAAAGAAAACAUCGUGUCACCCUAGCUGUCAUAAACAAUAUUUAAUAUUCUCGUCUGUGGGAAUUAUUUAACAGGCAAAUCGGAAUUGCUAUUUCACAUGCAACAAUCGAAAUGAACAUCGCUGAGUGGUCGUCUUGAAAGAUCAGUUCCAUCGAACAGGUUUAAAACUACGAUGAUGGAGUAACGACGCAACAGAGCAAGGAUCGCCGUAGAUCUAAAGAACAAGGUAUUAUGGUGAUUUGAACAAAUUUUCAAGAGGGUUACCGGAAAUCAGACAGUACCAACGAUGAUUUCAGCGACGCAAGAAGUCGCGGUCACUGUAACUCCUCGAAACAGGGCCAACUUUCGAAGGCUCAAAACUAACAGCAUACAAAGUGUAAAGCGAUGGGAAAAAGAGAACGAGCUCCUUUACGCCAUGAUGGAGGACGAAAGCGAGUGGUUAGCCAAGUUAUUUCCCGACGUGGUUAUCUCUCCGGAGUUUUUCUUCUACGCUUUAGAAGAUGGAUCGUUACUCUGUCGACUUGCGAACUACAUACAAGAGAAAGCGGAGUUGUACUCUCGGGAGCAAAACGUUCCCGUGCCUGGGAGGAAAUUUCGCUAUCACACCAUGAGUAAGUGUGGUAGAGAGAUCAAACUAUUUCGCUCCCGGGAAAAUGUGCAACAGUUUCUCACAUGGUGUCGAAGUCACGGUAUUCCCGAAGCCAUACUGUUCGAAUCGAACGAUGUGGUGGAGGUUGAUGAUUACAGAGAGGGCUGCAGAGGUGUAAUCAUUUGCCUAAUGGAGAUUGUUAGAAGGACAUCAAAGUUUGAUCUCGAUGAGCUGCCGCAGUUAAUUCAAAUGGAGAAAGAAAUCGAAGAGGACGAGGCACACAGUGAUAUGGAAUUAACUAACGGACAAGGGCAAGUGUUGGACGUGGAGAAAAUAAACAACAUGACUGAAAUUGACAACCUUGAAGUUCAGCAAACAGAUCAGCCAGAAAUUCAAAGCCCUAGCUCACUGGACUCAGAUUCUGGGGUUGACUCCGUGUUUGAUCAAGAAGAAGGGGAAAAUUCGGCUUCCCGCCUUACGGAAUUUUCUGUGGAAGAACCCGAGGAAAUAAAGAAAACCACAGCCGUGACAAGAAAACAAACUCCACCGAAACCAAAAGAUCAAAAAAGUACUCCAAAGACUCGGCCAAAGACAAAAGAACUGCCUUCUCUACUGGAGAGCACGGAACCAAAAUCCGAAUUAGAUAAACAGGUAAGUUGUUACGCCUAUUUUUCGUUAAAUUUCAUGUUAACAAAAUUUGAAGUACUUCUAAUUAACGAUGCCAUGGAUGAAACUUCAAGAAAGUGUUUGCAGAAUAUUCAGCACAGUUUAUUUAGUUUUGAACAAAUUUUCAAGAGGGUUACCGGAAAUCAGACAGUACCAACGAUGAUUUCAGCGACGCAAGAAGUCGCGGUCACUGUAACUCCUCGAAACAGGGCCAACUUUCGAAGGCUCAAAACUAACAGCAUACAAAGUGUAAAGCGAUGGGAAAAAGAGAACGAGCUCCUUUACGCCAUGAUGGAGGACGAAAGCGAGUGGUUAGCCAAGUUAUUUCCCGACGUGGUUAUCUCUCCGGAGUUUUUCUUCUACGCUUUAGAAGAUGGAUCGUUACUCUGUCGACUUGCGAACUACAUACAAGAGAAAGCGGAGUUGUACUCUCGGGAGCAAAACGUUCCCGUGCCUGGGAGGAAAUUUCGCUAUCACACCAUGAGUAAGUGUGGUAGAGAGAUCAAACUAUUUCGCUCCCGGGAAAAUGUGCAACAGUUUCUCACAUGGUGUCGAAGUCACGGUAUUCCCGAAGCCAUACUGUUCGAAUCGAACGAUGUGGUGGAGGUUGAUGAUUACAGAGAGGGCUGCAGAGGUGUAAUCAUUUGCCUAAUGGAGAUUGUUAGAAGGACAUCAAAGUUUGAUCUCGAUGAGCUGCCGCAGUUAAUUCAAAUGGAGAAAGAAAUCGAAGAGGACGAGGCACACAGUGAUAUGGAAUUAACUAACGGACAAGGGCAAGUGUUGGACGUGGAGAAAAUAAACAACAUGACUGAAAUUGACAACCUUGAAGUUCAGCAAACAGAUCAGCCAGAAAUUCAAAGCCCUAGCUCACUGGACUCAGAUUCUGGGGUUGACUCCGUGUUUGAUCAAGAAGAAGGGGAAAAUUCGGCUUCCCGCCUUACGGAAUUUUCUGUGGAAGAACCCGAGGAAAUAAAGAAAACCACAGCCGUGACAAGAAAACAAACUCCACCGAAACCAAAAGAUCAAAAAAGUACUCCAAAGACUCGGCCAAAGACAAAAGAACUGCCUUCUCUACUGGAGAGCACGGAACCAAAAUCCGAAUUAGAUAAACAGGUGUGCAAGAUUGCUCAAGACUACAACAUAAAGAUUGUUCAUCGUCUAAAAGAAGGGAAAUACAUAAUUCUUGGUCGAGUCAUGUUUGUUAGGAUGCUGAAUGAUCACAUGUUGGUACGUAUUGGUGGAGGAUGGGACACAUUGGAGCAUUACCUCAUGACCCAUGUACCCUCUAAACAAGGUACCUGAGCCAAAUAAAAUCAUAAUAUUUAUUAAUCUUGAAUUUAUUUUUCGCAAAUAUUGCCACUGAUUAUAAUUAGGUCAAUCUUUCCUUGAGAGCAAGUGACUCUCCGUUGAAAAUUCAAUAUAGGUCUUGAACUCAACUGAACAAAAAAAAAUCAUUUUUCUCACAAAAAAAUUGCACGUAUAUAUGGUUGGAUUACCCCAUAAACAGAGUUUCCACCUCGGAACUCUGCUCACAGGCUGUGAAUGAAGGGGGUGGGCGAGAAUCGCCAUGAAAUAAAUACGUUGUGGGAGCCACAUUUUUUCGUUUUAAUUUUAUACUUUAACGCUUACUAUACGAACAUCUCUAAUUAGUUAGGAAUCAUUACUUAACACAAGUGCAAUCAAUAACCUGCUCUUCAUCUAAAGCUUAUAUUAUGAAGCAGAAAAUUGUUCCGAUGCUGCUCAUCACAGUGAAUUUCCAAAUGGAUUUUAAUGUUUUUUUUUUCUUUUUUGCUCGCUUGAAGUGAACAGAAACGGGUGCGACAAUAUCUCGACUUUUGUGUGAUCAAUCCGAUCGUUCAGAAAAUCAAUACAAUUUGUAUAGUGCCAGGCACAGUACAUUGUACUUGCAUGAUUUGGCUGACUCAUUUUUUAUCGAUAUUGAACAUGGAUUAAAAUAUAAUGCACAGCGUCACAGAAGAAAAAAAUUAGAAUUUGCAGUUCUCUUUACCUCAGCAACUUUUAUAAACAGAAUGACAGGUGACGAAGUUAUGUAGCCUAACUUACCUUCUUUUAGUUCUUUCCAUCAAAGAUCGAAACAGCGUGGGAAUAUAUCUUUCCAGACCCACAGCGACGCGUUUGGAAGAAAAAUGCAACAGUAGAACUUCCACGAUGUCUGCUAGCGAAGGAGAAAAAGUUGGAAGUUAAAUAUGUUUUUUUAAGCUCUAAAACUUGGCUGGCAAGCUUCCGAUGAAAAUAUUGUAAUUUGCAUACAGCUGAUCUGGACAUUAUUUUGACAGCUUUUGUCAUUCUGAUGUUUUGAUUGGUCGAAAUCCACAACACGCCCUUGGGCUAUCAAUAUUUCUUCUUUGACUCGCCCAAGAUUGUUUCGACUAGAUCGAUCGUAAUAAGAGAAGUUCUGUUUUAUUUGCGAGGUUGUAUAUCGGUUGGAGUCGUCUGACUCUCGGUUUCUUCAUCUUUCUGCCGCAUGGUUCCUGACCAGUCUUUCUCAGUACAUCAUCCUUGAAGGUAAAACAUUAUUAGUCAAGAUUUUUUUUUGUUUUCUUUACGCUUUAUUAAUCGGCGCUCUCCGUCUCAGAUGUUUUUCAUGUCAGGGAUUUUCGCUGAGGUAAACGAAGCUGAAAUGUUGUGAAAGAUUAAGUCAGAUAGUUAAGUUUCUCUGUGGUUGGGUUGGACCUCGUAUAGAGGAACGUUGAUUGAUUUUAUAAUUCUUU
This is a messenger RNA of Orbicella faveolata, 6710 nucleotides long. RefSeq lists its product as uncharacterized. The record is from RefSeq and is a predicted model, not a curated record. Gene Ontology annotation, cellular component: actin filament. Gene Ontology annotation, molecular function: actin filament binding; microtubule binding; cytoskeletal adaptor activity. Gene Ontology annotation, biological process: actin crosslink formation. NCBI's taxonomy places the organism in Eukaryota, Metazoa, Cnidaria, Anthozoa, Scleractinia, Merulinidae.